CUUGACUGACGCGAAUCUCUGCUGGAGUGCUGUCAGAGGAUAAUCGCAGGUGGCGAGCUUGUCAAUUUGGCACAAAGAGGACAACGCCGCGGGAAACAUGUGUCGAUGAACCUUUGAGUAACCUUUUCAAUUGAUUAGACAUUUUGUUGUUUUAACCUUUGUGUUCGUGACCCUCGCUUAAUCGACAAUGCGGACGCCGGCUCUCCUCCUCCUGUUGUGUGCGCUGAGGCUGAUUGGCGUGGCCGGGAAGCCGCGGCCCUGCACGGAGGAGGAUUACUACUACGAGUACACGGAAUGUGACAGUUCUGGAUCUCGGUGGAGAGCGGCCAUCCCUCACAACCCUGGAACCUGCGUCGGCCUACCAGAGCCGGUCCGCGGCGCAAAGUGCACAUUUUCAUGCAAAGCCGGCGAGUUUCUGGAGAUGUCAGCUCAGGAGUGCACCCGCUGCGCAGCUGGAAGCUACUCCCUGGGCAGCGGCAUCCGCUUCGACCAAUGGGAUUCCAUGCCUGCGGGAUUCAGUAGCCUAGCAACCGCCCUGGAAAACAGUCCCCACAGAGAUGGAAGCGGUACAUGCAACAGUUCUUCCUGGGUGCCUCAGGGAAGUUACCUGGAGUCCAACAGGGACGAGUGCACGGUCUCGCUCAUAUACGCGGUCCGUCUGAAGAAGACUGGAUCGGUCAGCUUUGAAUACCAGUACCCAGACAACAACUUGCUCUUUGAGUUCUUUAUCCAGAAUGACCAAUGUCAGGAGAUGGACCAGGCCGUGGACACCAAGUGGCUUAAACUCAGCAAUCCAGGCGAGUGGGCAACACACACGGUGAACCUGAAGUCUGGCGCCAACAUCAUGUAUUGGAGGACCAGUGCGGUCGUGAUGGGAGCUAAAGCGGUGAAACCUGCCUUGCUGAAAAAUAUCCUAAUAGAAGGGGUGGCCUACACGUCAGAGUGUUUCCCUUGUAAGCCAGGAACAUUCAGCCGCGUCCCCGGCUCCGCCUCCUGCGAGCCCUGCCCCCGGGACACCUACUCGGCUCACGGAGCCAGCUCGUGCACUUCCUGCAACACCAGCAGCCAGUACGCAGACGAGGGCUCGGCGGUGUGUCAGAACAGACCUCCAUGUUCCAAGAAGGACUAUUUCAGCAUCCACACAGCUUGCGACAACCAGGGAAAGACCCAGAUUAUAUAUAAAUGGAUCGAGCCCAAGGUCUGCCUUGAGAACGUGACCGGAGCUAUUACGCUGCCCCCCGGUGGCCAGCGUAAGCCCUGCCCUCCUUGCAACCCCGGUUUCUAUAACAACGAAACAGCCAUCUGCUCACCCUGCCCACCUGGGACCUUCUCAGAUGGGAUGAAAGCGUGUCAGCGAUGCCCGGCGGGUACGGAGCCCACUUUGGGUUACGAGUACAAAUGGUGGAACGUUCUGCCGGCGAACAUGAAGACUUCCUGUUUCAACGUGGGCAACGCUAAAUGUGACAACAUGAAUGGUUGGGAAGUGGCCCGCGAUCAUAUCCAGAGCGGAGCGGGUAGCUCGGAUAACGAUUACCUCAUCCUCAGCAUCCACGUUCCUGGAUUCAAGCUCCCGACAUCAAUGUCAAGCCAUUCCACAACAGAGUUCGGCCGCAUUACCUUUGAGUUUGAGACGUCGUGCACCACAGACUGUGAAUUCUACUUCAUGAUGGAUGUGAACCGGAGGAGCACCACGGUGGUGGAGUCGUGGGAGCGGAGUAAAACCCGACAGACUUACACGCACGUCAUGACAAAGAAUGCCUCAGUUUCCUACACGUGGGCUUUCCAGAGGACCAAUCAGCCGUCAGACGGUCGUCGCUACGUCAACGAUGUAGCGCGCAUCUACUCCAUCACCGUCAGCAACGCAGUGGACGGCGUGUCCUCCGAGUGUCGGGCCUGCGCCGUCAGCACCCAGCCGUCCGGCUCCGCCUGUGUGCCGUGUCCGGCGGGUCACUACAUAGACCCGCGCAGCAGCCAGUGUACGGAGUGUCCCCCCAACACCUACCUCGUCUCUCAGGCCAAGCCGGGCCCCCAAGCCUGCAAGCCUUGUGGACCAAGCAGCCAGAGCAGCAAGGACCACCGUUUGUGUUACAGCGACUGUCACUUCACGCACACCGACGGCAACCUCACUCUGACCUUUGACUUCAGCUCCCUGGGCUCAGUGGGUACGCUGAUGAACGGGCCGAGCUUCACCUCCAAAGGAACCAAGUACUUCCACCAAUUCAACAUCAGCCUGUGCGGAGGACAGGAUCAGUUGGCCUUAUGCAAAGACAACGUGACCGACCUCCCCACCAGUGACUCUCAGAGCGAAGGAGCCAACACCGUCAAGACCUUCAUCUGCCAAUCAACUGUAAUCCCAGCGAGUGGAAGAGGCUUCAACACGGCGCUCACCUCGCAGUCCAUUAACCUGGCCGACACCUUUCUGGGCGCAACGGUUGAAAACACUCAUGAGAGUAUUCGGGCAAGACCUGAGCUGUACCCCCGGAUCUCCAAGAAUGUCCCAGAUGUCAACUUCUUCUUUCGGUCUUUGGAGCCCACCUCGUCAUGUGAAUCAGGUCGCAGCACGGUGGUGACCGUUCGCUGUAGUCCAGACAGAAGCACUAAAGGAGAACUCUCAGUGCCCAGUAUAUGCCCUGCAGGAACAUGCGACGGCUGCACCUUUCAUUUUCUGUGGGAGAGCUCUGGCGCCUGUCCCACGUGCACGGAGAGGGACUACCACCGCAUAGAGGGCGCCUGCAAAGGAGGACACCAGGACCUGUUGUACGUGUGGACCGAGCCCAAGGUGUGCAUGGCAGGCGCCAGCUUGCCGGGGAAGAAGACGGUGCCGUGCGAGGGCAUGGAGUUCUGGGUGCGGCUGGGCUCAGGACUGGGCGCUUUCACCGCGGUGCUCCUCGUCACGCUCACCUGCUACUUCUGGAAGAAGAAUAAGCGGUUGGAGUAUAAGUACUCCCGCCUGAUGUCCGCCAACAAGGAGUGCGAGAUGCCAGGAGCCGACAGCUGUGCCGUGAUGGAGGGAGAGAACGAAGGCGACAUGGAGGACGAGAUCGUGUACUCCAAACCCUCGCUGCUCGGCAAACUCAAAGCCAUCGCGUCCAAAGGAAAUGGCGAGAGCUACGAAAACAUGCAGCUGAACUCGUCUGGUUCCAAAGCUUUGGUGUGGAGUUAAAUGAACUGGGAGUCAGCCUCAGGUGAUCGAAGUCCCCUUUAACCCUCUCACACACACACACACACACACACACACACACACACACACACACACACACACACACACACACACACACACACACACACACACACACACACACACACACACACACACACACACACACACUCGCA
Molecule: messenger RNA, 3333 nt
Organism: Nerophis lumbriciformis (worm pipefish)
Lineage: Eukaryota; Metazoa; Chordata; Actinopteri; Syngnathiformes; Syngnathidae
Source: RefSeq, a predicted model, not a curated record